AUGACAAACCGUCGAAUAGUGUUGUUUUUUUUUUUCUUCUUUUUUUUAAUGCAAAAAAAAAGUAGUCAAUAUAAUAGAGAUCAUUCGAAAAUAAAUUAUAUUGAUACCGACGAAUAUGAAAAUAAAAAUCAAAGAAAAAGAGGCUCAUAUAUUAAACCUGAUGUUGGUGCAGACACAUGUGUAAUUUUUUCUGCUGAAGAAGGAGAUCCACACAACUGCUGGUGUCCAAGAGGAUAUAUUAUGUGCAGUGAAGAAGAUGUUACUGAUUUGCAAACAAAACUCGAAAAAAUUAAAGAUAAAAAUACAAAGAACAAAUUAACCCCAUCAUGGGUCAAAAUAUUAUGUGACAAUUCUAUGGAAUAUGGUUUUAAAAAUAUGUCAGUAGUUAUAGAUUAUGAGCUAGCUGUUAUAUGCAAAGACAUGCCUAACAAAGAAAACCCUGGCUUUGAAAUAAUAGGAGCAUCCGGUUAUAUUCCCAACGAAACUGUUAUUAAAGAAACAAAAGCAGAUCCAACAUAUGUUCCUCGUAAAUGCACUGUUAAUAAUUUUUAUUUAUGUAAAAAAGUGGAAAACGAUAAUGUCAAUUGUCAAUAUAGUCCUUGGUCGGAUUGGACACCAUGUAUAGAUAAUAAACAAAAAAGAAUGAAAAAAAUUGUGCGUUCAAAUCAAAAUAAUACCAACUUUUGUUUAUGGAAUAACAAAAAAGUUCCAAGAAGUAUAAUAGAGGAAACUCGAUCGUGUGAAUAA
Messenger RNA from Plasmodium berghei ANKA, 747 nucleotides. Its product is annotated as secreted protein with altered thrombospondin repeat domain, putative. Lineage: Eukaryota; Apicomplexa; Aconoidasida; Haemosporida; Plasmodiidae. The record is from RefSeq and is a predicted model, not a curated record. Bases 1 to 747 code for a protein of 248 amino acids. The transcript has 2 exons.